AUGGUAAGGGAUGAGGGUCCAGGUACAGGGUUCGAGGUCCGGGGUCCGAGGAUUAGGGUUAGGGGUCUGGGGUCCGGGAACCAGGGUCCAAGUUUCAAGGUCCAAGGUCUCGGGUCUCGGGUCCAGGGUCCAAGGUCUAGGGUCCAGGGUCCAGGGGCCAGGGUCCAGGGUCCAGGGUCCAGGGGCCAGGGUCCAGGGGCCAGGGUCCAGGGUCCAGGGUCCAGGGUCCAGGGUCCAGGGUCCAGGGUCCAGGGUCCAGGGUCCAGGGUCCAGGAUCUGGGGUCCGGAGUCCAAGGUCCAGGAUCCGGGGUUCGGAGUCCAGGGUCCAGGGUCCAGGGUCCGGAGUCCAAGGUCCAGGGUCCAGGGUCCAGGGUCGAGGUUUUAGCAUUAGGUGCAGGGUGCAGGGUGCAGGGUGCAGGGUGCAGGGUGCAGGGUGCAGGGUGCAGGGUGCAGGGUGCAGGGUGCAGGGUGCAGGGUGCAGGGUGCAGGGUGCAGGGUGCAGGGUGCAGGGUGCAGGGUGCAGGGUGCAGGGUGCAGGGUGCAGGGUGCAGGGUGCAGGGUGCAGGAUUGAGGAUUGAGGAUUGA
Messenger RNA from Vigna angularis (adzuki bean), 585 nucleotides. RefSeq lists its product as uncharacterized. The record is from RefSeq and is a predicted model, not a curated record. Bases 1 to 585 code for a protein of 194 amino acids. The transcript is spliced from 3 exons. Lineage: Eukaryota; Viridiplantae; Streptophyta; Magnoliopsida; Fabales; Fabaceae.